Messenger RNA from Eleginops maclovinus (Patagonian blennie), 1504 nucleotides. It is a transcript of the gene hpxb, whose product is annotated as hemopexin b. Lineage: Eukaryota; Metazoa; Chordata; Actinopteri; Perciformes; Eleginopidae. Bases 112 to 1410 code for a protein of 432 amino acids. Gene Ontology annotation, molecular function: heme transmembrane transporter activity. Gene Ontology annotation, biological process: heme transport; intracellular iron ion homeostasis. The record is from RefSeq and is a predicted model, not a curated record. The transcript is spliced from 10 exons.
CCCCCUCACACACACAUUGCAGUAUAAAGUGCAGGUUCAGUUUUCUGCACAGUUGCACCUCUUCUGCGCAGUGAAACUUCACAUCCAAGGACUUCAUCAGGACCGCUCAGCAUGGAGCUGUUCACCAAAACUCUGUUUCUGUGCCUAGCAUUCGCCCUUACUAAUGGAGCACCUGCGCCGCCACCUGAUGCAGCAGUAGACGAUCCUUCUCUCCCAGACCGCUGUGAUGGGAGUGAGUUUGAUGCCAUUACUCCUGAUGAGAAAGGGAACACUUUCUUCUUCAAAGGAAGCCACUUGUGGAAGGGCUUUCAUGGUCCAGCUCAGCUGUCCAAUGAGUCCUUUAAGGAGCUUGACGACAUCCAUAACAUCGGCCAUGUCGAUGCUGCCUUCCGCAUGCACAACGCAGAGAACCCAGACGACCACGACCACAUCUAUUUCUUCCUGGAUGACAAGGUGUUCAGGUAUUAUGACCAUGCUCUGGAAGAAGGGUAUCCGAAAGAGAUACAGCAAGACUUCCCAGGAGUCCCCUCUCAUCUGGACGCUGCUGUUGAGUGUCCCAAAGGAGAGUGCAUGGCCGACUCGGUUCUGUUCUUCAAGGGACAGGACGUUCAUGUUUAUGACAUUGCAACAAAGACAGUGAAGACCAAGACAUGGUCCCAUCUGCCCGUCUGCACCUCUGCUCUGCGCUGGCUGGAGCACUACUACUGUUUCCACGGACACAACUUCACCAAGUUCCACCCGGUGUCCGGAAUGGUGAGCGAUGCUUACCCAAAGGACGCCCGCAGAUACUUCAUGAAGUGCCCCAACUUCGGUCAUGGCGGUAACUACAGUGUCCUGAAAUGCAGCAAUGUCAAAAUAGAUGCCAUCACCACAGAUGAUGCGGGAAAAAGUUACUUCUUUGCAGGCCUCAUCUACAUGCGUCUGGACACCAGCCGUGACGGCCUCCACGCCUUCCCCAUCACCAGGUCCUGGAAGGAGGUGACCAGCGGGGUGGAUGCUGUCUUUUCCUACACUGACAAAAUGUACUUGAUUAAGGGUGAUCAGGUGUACAUCUAUAAAGCUGCUGCUCACUACACCCUGAUUGAAGGCUACCCUAAAACCCUGAAGGAGGAACUCGGCAUUGAAGGACACGUAGACGCUGCUUUUGUUUGUCCUGAUGCUCACGCAGUUCAUCUUAUCCAAGGAGGUAUAAUUCGUGCGGUCGACCUAACCGCCACACCCAGGGCCGUGACCCGGACGAUGCCCAUGUCUCUGUCCAACAUUGAUGCUGCUAUGUGCAGUGCAGAGGGGAUACAUGUGUUCAAAGGUCCUACUUAUUACCAGUACCAAAGCGCCAUGAUACUGGCUGUGAGCAGAAUCGCCCCUGAGCCUCACAACGUUACCAAAGCAAUGAUGGGAUGUGAGGAAUAGGAUGAAAGAUCAUUUACUACUACGCACACAAGAAAAUAAAUGGCCUCUAUGGAUAAGAAGUCUUCCUCACAUGAUGAAUAAAAUGUGGAAACUA